This is a messenger RNA of Pseudopodoces humilis (Tibetan ground-tit), 2396 nucleotides long. RefSeq names its product family with sequence similarity 171 member B (gene FAM171B). The record is from RefSeq and is a predicted model, not a curated record. Lineage: Eukaryota; Metazoa; Chordata; Aves; Passeriformes; Paridae.
AUGUAUUAUCAUGACCUCCUGUUUUUCUUUUUGUCAAUAGGAUCUGUUUUUACGCUAAAAGUUCAAGUAAAUGACAUCAUCAGUCAUCAGUACCUGCGACAAGCGGUGGUAGAGGUGUUUGUUAACUACACCCUGACAAAUUCCACUCUUACUGGAAACAAUGGAGCAGUGUUAAUAAAAGUCCCCUACAAAUUAGGAUUAAGUUUAACUAUUGUCUCAUACAAGGAUGGCUACCUGCUGACACCUUUGCCUUGGAAGACUGCGCGUAUGCCAAUAUAUUCAUCCGUGACGCUCUCAUUAUUCCCACAAAGUCAAGCUAAUAUAUGGCUCUUUGAAGAUACUGUCUUAAUUACUGGAAAACUGUCUGAUGCCAAAUCCCAACCGAGUGUUCAGUUUCCAAAAUCUUUAAUAAAGCUUCCAUCAAAUCAUAUUGCAAAUGUUACAGCCUAUCUGACAGUGCCAGAGCAAUUUUUGAAAGUGGACAGCUUUCUCUAUACAACAGGAAUUAUUCUAAAUAAAUCAGGUUUCAAAAGCAUGGAAUUAACUCCUCUUGCUGCCAUAUGUGUAAAUGUUCUCUUGGCUGGGAAAGAGCUGAAUGUAAAUGGUCCCAUUCAGGUCACACUUCCUCUUCCUGCAACUACUGUAAAAUCAGGAGAUGCUGUACCUGCCUGGACAUUUGAUAUGAAAAUUGGUGCUUGGGUAAACCGUGGGCUAGGAAUGGUCAAGGAAGUGGAUGGUCAGUUAGUAUGGACAUACACUGCUCAGCACCUGGGCUACUGGAUAGCAGCUCCACUGCCUGGAACGAGAGAAUCCAUUAUUAGUGCUGUUUCCAAGGACGUAACAGCCUAUCACACAGUGUUCCUUACGGCCAUACUGGGUGGAACUGUUGUCAUUAUCAUUGGAUUUUUUGCUGUUCUUCUUUGUUACUGCAGGGAUAAGUGUCGUCAGACACAGAAGAAGGAAAAAAACACAACCAAGCUGGAGGUCAUAAAAAAAGACCAGACAACGUCAACAACUCACAUAAAUCACAUCAAUGCUGUCAAAGGGUCUUUAAAGCUGGAGGAUAAGUCCCAGUUAUAUACACCGAAGAUUUCUUCAUACAGCCCUCAAAGAAGGCUGUCCAUAGACACAGAAGAUGGAAAAUCACAAGACAAUUUUAAAAUCUACUCAGAGGAUGCUUCUUAUCAGUCAUCCUGUCAGACUGGUCAGGCAGGAAAUUCAGUCCAUUCAGUGGAGCCUAGUGCUAGAGUGAGGCUUUUACAGCAGCCAAAGCACGGUAACAGUAAUAUUUCCCAGGCUCCUAGGGACAUUCCAGACCAAAACAGAUACCUUUCCUUGAAAGAGGAGAUGUAUGGGCUUUCCCAUAUCCCAGAACAUCUAAUGCAUAUUUACAAUCAGCCUAUUGCUAUUCUUCAAACCUCAGACCUUUUCCACUCCCCAGAACAACUGCAUCCUGCUAAAUCCGCAACUUUGCCAAGGAAAGGGCAGCUGGUGUACGGCCCCAUGAUGGAACCCAUGAAUCGCGAGAGUUACAUGCAAACACUCCCUAAAAUUCCAGUGCACUCUCAUCCCCAGCCUUCUGCCUGCAGAGAUGAGAGCAGUGCCCUGGAUGGUGAAGAGGGCUUACCUUCCCAAACAUCCAACUGGGGCCGUUACACCAACAGCUUACUGGAAUCUGUCUCUGUUCCUGGGACGUUGAAUGAAGCAGUUGUAAUGACUCCGUUUUCAUCCGAACUUCAAGGGAUUUCGGAACAAACAUUGCUGGAACUCUCUAAAGGAAAACCAUCUCCACAUCCCCGAGCAUGGUUUGUGUCCCUGGAUGGAAAGCCAAUUGCUCAAGUGAGGCAUUCUUUCAUAGAUCUGAAAAAGGGCAAAAAAACUGAGAGUAAUGAUACCAGUCUGGACUCUGGUGUGGACAUGAAUGAGCAUCAUCCUAACAGGAAAUUGGAGAGAGAGAAAACUUUCAUUAAAAGUAUGCCACAUUCUAAGAUUCUUUACUUGGAAGAUCUGGAUCUGAGCAGCAGUGAAAGUGGGACCACUGUUUGCACUCCAGAGGACCAGGCUGUGAGACACAUUAUGGAAGGAGGGAAUGGGCCAGUACUAGAACAGCACGAUGAGGAAGGUCUAAGGAAAAAAUCUCUACCAGGAAGUCAUGAAUCUGAUAUCCCUUCUGCUAAAAAAAGGGAUAGACCACCUCUCAUGAAAAGAGAUAGCAAAACAAAUAUCUGGAAGAAAAGAGAGGAGAGGCCACUUAUUCCUAUAAAUUAAAACACUAUGUGCUUUGUGCUGUUGCUCUCCCUGCUGGUUGUUGACCUCUUGCCUGCUUCUGUAAUUCUGCAGUGUUGGGUUUACAAGGGAAAUGCUGUUUUCUAGUAUCAAGAAAAUUUUCAUUUUUU